Messenger RNA from Sardina pilchardus (European sardine), 1435 nucleotides. It is a transcript of the gene hwa, whose product is annotated as huluwa. The record is from RefSeq and is a predicted model, not a curated record. The transcript has 3 exons. NCBI's taxonomy places the organism in Eukaryota, Metazoa, Chordata, Actinopteri, Clupeiformes, Clupeidae. Bases 81 to 1031 code for a protein of 316 amino acids.
CAUUUCACCAUCAAAUCGUACGUCAAUCACAAUUACCUCCAAUCAUUUCACCAUCAAUUCAGUGAUAUGAAAAGUCUGAAAUGGAUCAACCACCAGUGUCUGCGACACCCUCAGUGACGGCAAACAUUCCGGGUUUGACCAUCGUAAUUAUUCUUCUCGUGCCGUGCCUACUGCUAGUGCUGCUACUCAACUGCCUGCUGCUUGGGCACAAGUUGCUGCUUUUAGCAGGAGGCAAGACUCGGGUGCGCUCAAGCUCGCAGUGCUCACUGCUCCAAUCCACGCGUCAAAGAGUUUCCCACUUCUCAGAUGGACCGUCAUUCUCGUACCCCAAUGGGAGGACUUAUGGCCCUGUGUCCAGGCCGCUCCUGGUCGUGCCCAAUACAUCGUCGCUCACCUCAUCACAAGAGCGCGUGGCCGGUUGUCUGCGCUAUACGCAACCAGACGGAGCCACUUGCGCUGGCUCUGGCUCUCUGCCCGUGCCAAGCACGCUCUUGGCAGCAACAUCAACCACCGGCUCAGCAGCCAGGGUAGGCCUGCCACGUCGGGCACGUGCGUAUUUUAGUGGACCUGUGAAGUGGCGGAGAAUUCCACUGGAUCCCACGCAGUCCAGCGACUCUGACGUAGAACGUGCCAACACGGUACCUCCGAACUCUCCUGCUCCAAGGUGUUGUGGGCCGCUGCGCCAAAGCAGCACCCUGGAAGUCCAUGGUGACGUGGAACUUGGAUUUGUAGAUCAGGUCCACAUGGAGUGUGAGGUCGCCAGCAGUAUCCCGCCAGAGAACUCCUACUUCAUUGCAUCUGCAGGAUCCUCUGCAGGCUCCGCUGUAGGACCUGGACUAGACAGCGACUUUGGCGCAAGCGCAGGUGUGUCUCUGCGCAUCUUGUCUGCAGACAGUGAGGCUAUGGGAUGUGGACUGUGGGCGUCAGCGUUGGAGUGGGACUACUACGACCCCAGCUACAUCACACAGAACGAGCUGCCGCCUCCACGUACACACGCCCCCAGCAUAGCUCCCAAACAGUACUGGAUCUGACCCUUUGACCAGUACUGGCCUCGAAUUUCCACUGCGUUAAAAAUAGCAUCAGUAGUGUGUCACCAGAACACGUGCACCCACACAACACAUACACUACUGGAGGCUGGAGCAGGAAUCACUUGUCACUCACUAUGUUAAAUAUACUUCACUCACAUAAGUCUGGUUUUAUGUUUAUUUAUGGUUGUCGAUCACUGUAGUUCACUAUGUUCAUCACUGCUUACUACAGACGUUUUUGUGUGUCACUUGACAUCUGAUACAGUUCUCACUGUUAACCUUUUCCAUGUCACUUUUUGUGUAAGUUACAAUGUUCACUUUUCUAUUUAUACACCAUAUACUGCUGAAAUAAAUGUUGUAAUAAACUUCAUAAAUAUGUAGUCAUGUAAUUAAGAUUUUGUUUAUUUUCA